CCCCACGAACUUAAUUACAUAUUCACAUCUCCAUCUUCACCUUCUCCCUCCAUUAUUCCUCUAUCCUCUGUCUCUCUGCAACUCACUACACUUCAAUUAUAUCUCUCUCUUCUCUCUAGCAAUUAUCAUUCCACUCACUCAUCACUGCUCUCUUCAACAUCUUGAAUCUUCCUUCACAUGGCACUCGAAACUCUGCUCCUCAGGGUUAAGACCGCCAUCUCCCACAGCUUCGAUGCAGUACGUCACACCUCCUCAACGCCGCACCACAACACCGCAAAGCCGUCACGUAAAUCAACAAACGUCGGCGUUUUGGCAUUCGAGAUCGCCGGCCUUAUGUCGAAGCUCCUCCACCUCUGGCAGUCGUUAUCCGACAAAAACAUGAUCCGCCUCCACAACGAGUCCAUAAAUCUCGAAGGAGUCCGCAAAAUCGUCUCAAACGAUGACGCUUUCCUCCUCGGCCUCGCCUGCGCCGAGCUCGUCGAGAAUCUUAGGUUUCUGGCCAAGUCCGUCGCUAGAAUCAGCCACAAAUGCAACGACGCCAAUCUAAGAAGCUUUGACCGCUUGUUCAACGAUUUUGCCAACUCGGGCCGGGACCCUUACAACUGGGUCAUCAACUCGAAAGAUAUGGAAUCAAAGAACAACAAGAAGCUUGACAGGUACGUCAACCUCACGGCGCAGCUGUACAGAGAAAUGGACGAGCUCUCCGCACUGGAAAGUUCAUUGAGGAAGGCCUUCAGAAGCGAAGAGUACGACGCGUCGCUGAGCAAAGAGCAAAAGGUGUUGGAUCUUCAGCAGAAGAUAGUGUGGCAGAGACAGGAGAUAAAGUAUCUGAAAGACAGGUCUCUCUGGAAUCGAAGCUUCGAGACUGUGACUUGGAUUCUGGCCAGGUCCAUUUUCACUAUUCUCGCAAGGACAAAGCUGGUGUUCGGCAUAGGACAACCUUCUUCUUUGCCUCGCAGCCUCUCAGCUUCGGCCACUGUCCACCCAUCUGAUCAAGGUACGGCGUGUCGUUUCGUUUCGGGCCCAUUGGUACGGGGCGCAAAACCACUAGAAGAUUUUGAUGAAGAGAGUACUAUUGUUAAAGAAGAUUAUUCUUCGGGUAACGGAUUCUUCGAGUCCAACUCGAAGUUGCUAAAGCCGCCGCCCAGUACUCUAGGCGCAGCGGCUUUGGCGCUUCACUAUGCGAAUUUGAUCAUAGUCAUGGAGAAGAUGAUCAAGUUUCCACAAAUGGUUGGGGUUGAUGCUAGGGAUGAUCUAUAUACUAUGUUGCCGAGUAGUGUACGGUCGGCGUUACGAGCUCGGUUGAGAGGGGUGGGGUUCUCGGCGAGUGAUCCGGUGCUUGCCGGAGAGUGGAGGGAGGCGUUGGGGAGGAUCCUGGGGUGGUUGUCACCGCUGGCGCAUAAUAUGAUAAAGUGGCAAAGUGAGAGGAGCUUUGAGCAACAAAAUAUGGUGCCCAAAACAAAUGUGAUGCUUUUGCAGACUUUGUUUUUUGCAAACAAGGACAAGACGGAAGCUGCCAUAACUGAGCUGCUAGUGGGAUUGAACUAUAUUUGCAGGUUUGAGAGGGAGAUGACGGCUAAGGCAUUGUUUGAGUGCAACAAUUCCAUUAAUGGGUUGCUUAAUUUGCAGAGUUCUAGCUAGACAAUUAGGAAGACAAACAUUUUUCUUUUUUGGAGCGUUUCACAUUUUGGAUUUCAGUUUUGAUUUCUGAAAUUUUAUCAUAUCGUUGAUUUUCAAUUUGAA
Molecule: messenger RNA, 1743 nt
Organism: Rosa chinensis
Lineage: Eukaryota; Viridiplantae; Streptophyta; Magnoliopsida; Rosales; Rosaceae
Product: protein PSK SIMULATOR 3
Exons: 1
Coding region: 178-1641 (487 amino acids)
Biological process (GO): positive regulation of growth
Source: RefSeq, a predicted model, not a curated record